Messenger RNA from Lycium ferocissimum, 1713 nucleotides. RefSeq lists its product as uncharacterized. The coding region runs from base 255 to 1517 and encodes 420 amino acids. NCBI's taxonomy places the organism in Eukaryota, Viridiplantae, Streptophyta, Magnoliopsida, Solanales, Solanaceae. The record is from RefSeq and is a predicted model, not a curated record. The transcript has a single exon.
CUUUUCUUCCUUGUACGUCCUCUUCCAAGUAGCAGCCAUAAGUCUUCUCUAAGCCAAUUAUUCUAUGAUCUUUACCAAAAUAAACUUUGAAGUGUUCAAAUUUGGACUAUUAUAAACUUCCUUGCAGAAAUUCAAAACAUUCAUCCUUCUCUCUACCUUUAAUUAUUUUCCAUCUUAUUCUCCAUGAAAAAGCUGCAAAUAAUAUGUUACAUAACCUUUUUAUAGUAACAUAGAAAAGUACUAGCACUAUUCCAAUGGUGAAGAUGUUUGAUUACUACAGAAUUAGUAGAACAAAUUUCCAUCUUUUCUCUGUACUCUCUUUUGCUUUGAUCCUUUCUAUUUUCAUAUUUAUUUCUGAUCUUUCAUCAUCCCAUUCAGUUUCUUUUGUCUCAAAAACUAGUUCCCAUCAGCCACUAAAGUCAACUUUUGUUCAAAGACCAUCUUUUUCAAAGAAGGAAAAAAUAAACCAUGAAGCAUAUAUAAUCAAAGAAGAACAAGAAGUUGAAGAUCAUGUGAAUUUGGUGCCUCCUUUUAAUCUCACAGUGGAACAAAGAAUUUCUUGGUUCAAGAAAAAUUUGCCUGAAUUUAGCAUAUUGAAGUCAACCAGAUUGUCAAGACAAUUCAAUAGCAGAGUAAACAAAUUCCUUAGUACAAAAAGUUGCAAAGUUCAGUUCUUCAUGACAUGGAUUUCCCCUGCUAGUUCUUUUGGGAGAAGGGAAUUUUUCGCAUUGGAGACUUUAUUCAAAUCUCAUCCGAAAGGGUGUUUGAUAAUUUUGUCGCGAACUUUGGAUACACCUCGUGGGGUUCGAAUUUUGAGGCCUUUGACUCAAUUGGGCUAUAAAGUUCUUGCUGUGAGCCCAGAGUUAUCUUUUCUGUUCAACAGCACGCCAGUUGAAUCUUGGUUUGAUGACCUAAAGAAUGGUAUAAAGGACCCUGGUGAAAUCCCAUUGGCUCAAAAUUUGUCCAAUUUGAUUAGGCUAGCGGUUCUGUACAAGUAUGGUGGUGUUUAUCUGGAUACAGAUUUCAUCAUCCUGAAGGAUUUUUCAAGAUUGAGGAAUUCAAUUGGCGCGCAAAGCGUAUCUGCAAAUGGGAAUUGGACAAGAUUGAAUAAUGCAGUGCUGAUUUUUGAUAAAAAGCAUCCCCUUCUUUACAAGUUUAUGGAGGAAUUUGCUUCAUCUUUUGAUGGAAAUAAGUGGGGACAAAAUGGACCAUACUUAGUUUCAAGAGUGGUGGAGAGAUUGACCUCCAAAGAAAAAAAUCAGUUCAACUUUACUGUGUUGAAACCAAUAGCAUUUUAUCCGGUUGAUUGGAUUCGAAUUACCGGGUUUUUUAUGAAGGUAAAUACAAGAACUCAUUCAAGAUGGAUAGAAGCAAAAUUGCUUCAACUAAGUGGUGAAACUUAUGGAGUGCACCUAUGGAACAAGCAGAGUAGUAGUAUGAAAAUUGAACAAGGAAGUAUCAUAGGGAGAUUGAUUUCUGAUCAUUGUUUAUUAUGUAAAGAUAUUUACAGUUCUUAACAGGAAUCCCACUUGUGAAUUCUUUAAUUUCAGAUUUGUAAAAAGUCAGGACACUCUUAUUUAUACACUCAAAACAAGUUCUUGAUCAUAAGCUUGAAUAAGCUCAAGCAAGAAGAACUUCUUUUCUUGUUUUUUCCUUUUUGGUCACUGUUCUGAUCAACUUUUGAUUUCAAUAAUAUCAGAUUGUUUCUUUCUC